Molecule: messenger RNA, 2268 nt
Organism: Coturnix japonica (Japanese quail)
Lineage: Eukaryota; Metazoa; Chordata; Aves; Galliformes; Phasianidae
Source: RefSeq, a predicted model, not a curated record
AUGCACCCCUUCGGGCCGCCCGCCGAGCCGCCCCUCGCUCGGGAGCUGCUGGACGCGGCUCUCCGCCCGCCCGCCGGCAGCCCCUACGCGUGGCUCGGCGGCCCCGCCGCCCCGUACCCUCCCGCUGCUCCGUUCCCAUCGCCGUGCACCGAGCGGGGCUGGGGGUCCCCGCUCCCGCAGCACGAGGGGCCGCGUCCGGCACGGCCGCCCUACUCGUACUCAGCGCUCAUCGCUAUGGCCAUCCACAGCGCGCCGGGCAGGCGGCGGACCCUCAGCCAGAUCUACCAAUAUGUGUCUGAGAACUUCCCCUUCUACAAGCGCAGCAAGGCGGGCUGGCAGAACAGCAUCCGCCACAACCUCAGCCUCAACGACUGCUUUAGGAAGGUCCCGCGGGACGAGGAUGAUCCGGGUAAAGGCAACUACUGGACGCUGGACCCCAACUGCGAGAAAAUGUUCGACAAUGGCAACUUCAGGAGGAAGAGGAAGAGGCGGCUGGAGGCCGGAGACAGCGGAGAAGCCGCUGGGGGUCCCUGUGUGAGCGCAGCCCCCGGGCACGGCGAGAUGCACUGAGGUGGAGGAAGGAGUAUUUUUGUAAUGUGUAACUGUACAAUUUUAUAGGCCUAUAAAUAGAGAGAUGAGAGAAAGAGUGGGAUGUGUGUGCUUAGGGUGAAGUGAAGGUUGGGGGGCUGUGGGAGGCGCUCUCCGUUGGGAUUUGAAAGCAUCCAACGCACGAGGAAUGGCGGAGCGUUCAUAGAAUGGUUUGAGUUGGAAGGAACUUCUAAAGGCCGGCUGCUGCCACCCUCUGCAAUGCUCAGAGACACCCACAGCUCCAUCAGGUGCUGUGAGCCCAUCCCUGACCUUGUGUGUCUACAGGGACCACCCCCACCUCUCUGGGUGGCCCAUGCAGUGCCUCAGUGCCCUCACUGUACGCAACUUUUUUCUCAUAUCCAGUCUAAAUUUCCCAUCUUUUAGUUUGGAACCUCUUCCCCUUGACCUGUCACAACAGACGCUGCUGCUGAAGACUCUGUCCCCUUCUUUCUUACAGCCCCCUAUUAGGUACUGAAAGGAAUCACCACGGGGCAAGCUAGGUAGGAAGGUGGCUUUCCCUCCCCCUUGCAAGAGUAGCCUGUCCCAGCUUUCCUGCUGAUCUCCUGCCCCAUGGAUGCCCGAGGUGCCUUCCUCUCCUCUGUCCAGGUGUGCAGCUGGGAUGACCUCACUGCAAGGCACAGCUCUCGGAUAUGUUGGGGUGGUGAUGGGCUCCCUGAGUGGGGAGGGACAGCGGGACAUGACCCUGGAGCUGGGCAUGGCCCCCACCCCCCCAAUCCUCUGUGGCGUUUCUGAAUAAAACCCCUUUAUUUUCCCAACCACAAAAGAUCAUCUUUGUGUCAGCCCAUGGAGCUGAUGAUAAUUUAUCCGAAGAAUUUCAGAUUUAAUCGAGCAUCCAAAAUGAUGCUGGAUCCCUGCUGAGGAGCCCUUUAAUUGCUGGGUUUGCUGCUGGCCCCCACGUCGAGUCCUUGCAGGGUGCUGGCAGCCUGUGCUGUGCGUGUCCCCAUGCAGACCAGGCUGUUUGUUUAAAAUGCCUCUGGUUUACCCACUUUGUCACACAUACACAGAGCUUCUGUAUUUGUAUGAAGCCUCAGCACAAUACAAUGUGGUCUGCAGCUGCAGUGGAUGCAGUUGGGUAUGUAAGCAGAGCUUUGGCUGGUUUGUUUGAUAAUAAAUGGGAUUCCAAAACCUCUGGUUUACAAAUACCCAAAUUCUGUACACCUGCACUAAAGGAAAUAGCAAACUGAACUCACCAGCCAUGACAUAAAGGCAUUCCAGGUAUAACUCCCUUGUUCAUGUCGUUGUUUUCCAGGGCUAUCCAGUAAGAAGACAUUUAAGUUGUGACUCCUAUAUUCUUUGGAGAAUGAUGCUUGAGACUUGAAGCUCCCAUUUCAGCUGGGUAACCUCCAGCUCCUGCAUGAGAGGGAGCAAGGGAUGUUAGUUUGGUGAUCAGCUGCAUUUCAGGUUCCUUUUUUCCAGGUGGCUGAGGGUUGUGCUGAGCAGGUCAUGCAGAGAGCAAAAAGGAAGGAACCUUUUGUCUUUGCAACUGAAAAGGAUGUUAUAAAUCUGUGAAUUUCUUGGUGAAAAUAAGAAUGGGUUUCAGUCUGCUUGGGGUGGAGAAGUAGCAAUCCCUCUAAGCAAAAGCAUCAGGUGGCAAGGCUGUGCUUAAUUAUAGAAUCAUAGUAUGGCCUGGGUUGCAAAGGCCCACAGUGCUCACCCAGU